Molecule: messenger RNA, 333 nt
Organism: Physella acuta
Lineage: Eukaryota; Metazoa; Mollusca; Gastropoda; Physidae
Source: RefSeq, a predicted model, not a curated record
CAACGCGCCGACGAUUACAUGACGGAGAAAGAAAUCCAGUCCAACAUGGCAGAGUACGAGCAGAAGAUCAAACAGAUGACGGCCGAACUGAACGUGAAAAACGACAUCAUCCGUUCCCUCUCUCUAGACAUCAACUGUAUGAAUCAGGAGGUGAGGCCACGAGAUUAUGUGAUCAGCUUCACCAAGCGUCACCAGUCUAAAAGUGGGCGGUGCCUCAGUCCAACACAGGUCAACGACAACUCCAACAUGCAGCACAAACUGCCCCAGCAGGUUGGUCGCUUGUUGGUCCGAUGUUGGUCCAACAAAGGUCGUACGAUGUUGGGUCCAACAUAG